GUGUGAUCUCUGCUGCUGCCUGAUCCCCUGCUUGUUUGAUGACUUCAAGGAUGUGACACACACGUGUCCCAACUGCAAGGCCUAUAUCUACACGUACAAGCGCAUGUGCUAA
Messenger RNA from Pelecanus crispus (Dalmatian pelican), 112 nucleotides. The record is from RefSeq and is a predicted model, not a curated record. Lineage: Eukaryota; Metazoa; Chordata; Aves; Pelecaniformes; Pelecanidae.